AGUAAUGUCGAGAGAUGUCGAGUUAUGUGACCUGCGUUAUGAAUAAUGCGUAACAUAACUGGCGUGUCUGUUGUAAAAUAAUGUAUUUGCAAUUGCAUUGUUUUCGUAUUGACAUUAUUUACUCCAUAUUGUUUUUCAUAUAGACUGGUGUGUAUUGCAGGUGAACUGCAUUUAGUGGAACGUUCUCAGUUUCCUUUUAGUCCAAUCUAUAGAAGGAAGUUAUUAAUUCACAUUCUUAAGCCAUUACCGUAUGAGUGUAGUAUAGUGUGACAAUGUUUACAAAAUUUGUGUGAGGUGAACUGCUAUAAAAUGCCAACACGAGCCGAGCUACCCAGAAGCAACAAUAAUUUCCAAGAGACAUACUGCUGGACCGAUGACUUGCCAGUCUGUAGACACUCGGGAGUAGGUUUUUCAACUAACCAGAUCUACCGAGAAGAUGGAUGUCGCCAGGAAGAACAUCAGUUUGAAGACCGGAGUUUCCAUUGCUGUGUAGAUGAAAAUACAUUUUUGUAUGGAGUGUUCGAUGGACAUGAAGGUGUGCAAGCGGCGACAUUCGCUCUUCAGCGAAUGGCUGCAGAAAUUCUGCUUGGCCAGUUAACAGGGAAAACUAGUGAUGAAGAGAUCAAAGAGGUCCUCAGGCAGGCCUUUACUGCUGUAGAAAAGGGGUAUUUUGACUCUGUGGAUGACAGACUUGCUGAGCGCACAAGUCUUCAGUACGAGAUACCAGACAGCAUGACUUCAUAUGAGGCUUAUCAAAAAUUCCCUCAUCUCGUGGCCAAGCUGAAUGCUCUAAACUGCGAGUUGUCUGCGGGUACUACAGUUGUAGUGGCCCUCAUCUACUGUGGACGCCUGUAUGUAGCCAAUGUGGGAGACAGUAGAGCCCUCUUAUGUCGUACUGAUUCCAAUGGAGUGCUUCGUGUGGUUCAACUCAGUGUGGAUCAUGACUUGAGCAACGAAGAUGAACUGCUGCGGCUUUCUCAGCUGGGCCUGGAUGUGGACAAAUUUAGACAAGUGUCUCGCCUUGGCAAUCAAGAGAAUACACGUUGCCUAGGAAAUUACUUGGUGAAGGGUGGUUACAAGGAAUUUGAUGAGUUGAUGUCUGCUAAAGCAGAACCAGUCAUCGCUGAACCUGAAAUUCAUGGUGGCAUUGAACUGGAUGAGUCUUGCAGGUUUCUGCUAUUGAUGUCUGAUGGUCUGUACAAGUCAUUAGAGGAAGCCACAAGAACGGACCAAGUAAACAAAGAUUUAGCUCAGAUGGCUGUGGAACAGUUCCGUGUGCAGUCAACACUCACCGGAGUAGCACAAGCAGUUGUGGAUAAAAUUGUUCGCAUUCAUCACGAUGUCUACAUGAGUGGUUGCACUUCUCCUGAUGGCCACUCCACUGUGGCCGGUAAACGAGAUGAUAUUACUUUCCUCGUUCGAAAUUUCAAUUUCCCAUUACCAAAUGCAUUAAAUUCCCCGACAAAUGCAGUUGUCCGUUUUAAUCCUAUUGUGAUGACCGUUUCAACUCCAUCAUGGAGUGCAGGUGAUGAUAACUCUACGAUAGAGAACUCUUUGACUGAUCCUGCUACCAGUAACACAACAGAUGAUCAAAAUAAUGAUACAUCAACAACAGAAAGUUCAUCAGAUAUCUUUCCGGACAGACCCAAUCCUCUGGAUAGGAACAGGAGGAUAGAGGCAUAUGUUGAUUUUUCAGAUUUCUUCCAGAAUGUUGAGAAAGCGAGGGCAGAAGGGACUCUGCCAUCAGACAUUGAAUUCUGAACAAAAGAACUUUAUGUUGGUUUUAUAUUGUUAAGCUAUUUAUGCAAGUUGGUGAAAUGAAACUCAAGUGCCUGUGGAAAAGAAAAUUUGCAACUUCAGUGUUCCUAUUCUGUGUGUAUGCCUCCUUUGUACUCUAGUCAUGUACCUCUCGAGUUUUAUGGCAAUACGUAACUGUCCCUUGUAUGGGAUAUUUCAUGUACAUAACAUUUUCAGGAGCUAUCAAAACUUCCUUCUUGAAGGCGACUUGUUGCCAGUAUGUAGACAGAUGUUUUUAUCCUACAGAUAUUAGUGUCAGAGACUGGAAUCAAUUCUGACACUUAUAUUGAGAGAGAUUUAAGCAUAUUAAAAGAGUAGAUAUUUUAUUUCUGCAGAUAAUUAAUAGUAAUGUUGCCCCUAUACUUAUUAAUUAAAGAAAACAUCAUGAAGACACUUGGGUGCAUGGAGUUAUAACCCCACCAUUCUUGAGCUUGGCACUAGAUGGAGCUAAGUGAUCAACUUCAUGCCCCAGCCACUUUAUCCCUGAGAACUUGCCCUAAGUACCCAUAGGAUAGGAGGCUGUGUGGGCCCAGAGGCAGUCUGGUUGCUGUGGGGAAGAGCAAAAUCUGUACCCCUGGCAUCUGUUGGAUAGGAGGCUGGGUGGGUCCCAGAGCCAGUCUAGACCCUAUAGAGAAAAGAGAACUCUUGCCCCUGCCAGGAAUCAAAUCCUGGUCAUCCAACCCAUAGCCUGUCACUAUACUGACUGAGCUAUGCUAGCUAAUAGACCACAAGAAUGGUCCUAAUCUGUCAGUGUACUGACAAUGAGGAUAGGGAUAGAGGUAAGAAAUGUGUAUAUUAAAGAGACCUCAGGCAGUGGAUAAAGUUAUUGUAAUUGUGGUCCGAUAGGCUUGUACCAUGUCUCAAGUGUAAGAGAAGUUGUUUCCCCUGUUUUAAAUCACUCAAGAGGAUGGGUACCUUUAAUUAAAGUACACUAAUAUGUUCAGUUCAGCUCUGUGUUAUUGGACAAGUAUGCUAACCAACAGUGCCUUGUUUACAAACUGAAGAAGCUCAAGAAAACUAGUUGAUAUAUUCAGUCAUUUCUGAUAUUUGGUAGAAGUGCAGCAUGUCGAUAAUAGAUAAGUAAAUAGUUAACUGUUAAUUGUUGAAGAGUGAAAUAUCUGUGGACUAAGGUGAAAUAGAGAAAUAAAGUUAAUCGUUAAAAGAGUCAAA
Molecule: messenger RNA, 2967 nt
Organism: Cryptotermes secundus
Lineage: Eukaryota; Metazoa; Arthropoda; Insecta; Blattodea; Kalotermitidae
Product: TGF-beta-activated kinase 1 and MAP3K7-binding protein 1
Exons: 7
Coding region: 310-1761 (483 amino acids)
Biological process (GO): protein dephosphorylation
Molecular function (GO): protein serine/threonine phosphatase activity
Source: RefSeq, a predicted model, not a curated record